AUGCUUUAUGUCUGGGUGCACCACGGCAUAGUUUUAGCAACUUCUGCCCACACUGCACGACCACAUAUUUGAAAUUCACACUUGAAAAAAGUGAGGAAUUGCGAGAAUAAUUUUUGGACUUAUUAUUCUGUAUCCGAUCGAUUGAGGAGGUGUUGUGCGCGGUCCUCAGCUCCUUAAAACACACCAAAAGAUUCCACUAGAUAUUCAAGCUCAAUAAAUUCUUCCGCAAUAACUACCGCUUCGAUUUGUAAUAAUUUCUUCUGUUUUUUUUUUUAUUAAACUCUCGUCAUAAAUAGAACUCAAAACAUUUCCAAAAAAGAUCCUAAACCAUCGAAAUUUUGAUCCUGAUUUUUUUGUAAAUCGCUGUCAAGUGUCAAGUUUUUGUCCCUCGUAUUUUUGUGAAUAUUUGGUGUUGAAUUCUUGUUUUGUGUUUUACGUAAAAUAGUUUGCCAUGGAUGAGCUCAACAAAGAACAAAUUGCUUUGCUUAAAAAUGCCUUCAAUGCAUUCGAUCCUGCCAAGAAUGGCUACAUUGAAGCCACCAUGGUUGGCACCAUUCUAAGUAUGCUCGGUCAUCAAUUGGACGACAACGUGUUGGCCGAAAUUAUCGCUGAAGUCGACGAAGAUGGCUCAGGACAAAUUGAGUUCGAGGAAUUCACAACUUUGGCUGCGCGUUUCCUUGUUGAAGAAGAUGCCGAAGCUAUGCAAGCUGAGCUAAAAGAAGCCUUCCGUUUGUAUGACAAAGAGGGCAACGGUUACAUCACCACCGGAGUAUUAAGAGAAAUUCUGCGUGAACUCGACGACAAACUCACCAACGAUGAUCUUGACAUGAUGAUUGAAGAAAUUGACUCUGAUGGUUCCGGCACUGUUGACUUUGAUGAAUUCAUGGAAGUCAUGACUGGAGGCGAUGAUUAAAUGUAACCAAAGAUAGCAUCGUACUGCACCUUCAUGCCACCUUGUUCAGCGAAUUCAGCAACAUUAACAUUUAAAUCAAUAACGUACAAGUGCAUAGACAUAGACAUAAUAUAAAAUAUUCUUAUUUACCAUUUACGCCUUGAAACGGACACUUCAAUCAAAAAUAGCAACUGUUGGCAAAACAUUACAUCUCCCAUGCAUUUUAUUCAUAAACACCAAUUGUUUCGUAGUGAUAUACAAUACAGAGCUGAUUUGACAUUAUUUGCAUAAAGUUAUGACACCAAGGCCAUUCGCCUUAAUGCUGCAUAACUUGGAACUGUUAAGUCACCUGUCAAAACUAGACAGCUUUGCAUCUCAAAAACAGUCCCUCUGGCCUCUGGAUUACCCGCAUGAGGUUGAUAAGUUGAAUAAUUUUAUUUACUUGUGUAAAUUUAAUAUAAAUGUAGUUUAAUGCACCAAUUGCUAUUUAGAAUUGAAGUUGGAUGUUCACACGGGCUGAGAAAAUAUAAUUUAAAUUUUCAUUUAUUUUUUAACUAUUUGUAGAAACUGAAAAGCUAAAAUGAGUCAAUUCUAGUCCUUACAAAAAUGUUUUAUGUAUUUUAAUAAAAAAAAAAGACAAUUGGAUGUAUCUGUAGAGCAGAGAAAUAUAAAUCAAAAAUAUUUAAACAAAAUCUUUUCUAUGCUUCAUUUAUUUUAUGUUUAUAAUAAUUAUUAAAAAUGUAUACAAUAUAUUACGAAAAAAAACUAUAAUAAUAAUCUUUGUAUAAAAGUGCCUAGUAAAAUAAAGAUGUAAUUUCGUUAACAA
Molecule: messenger RNA, 1718 nt
Organism: Eupeodes corollae
Lineage: Eukaryota; Metazoa; Arthropoda; Insecta; Diptera; Syrphidae
Gene: TpnC41C
Product: troponin C
Exons: 4
Coding region: 452-913 (153 amino acids)
Molecular function (GO): enzyme regulator activity; calcium ion binding
Source: RefSeq, a predicted model, not a curated record